AUGACCACCAACGGGCAGGGGCCCCAUUCCCCCAAACAACACCGGGUAGGUGAGCACUGGAGUGCUGCCAACCCGGUGCCCACUAUCCAGAAAUUUAUGCAACAUCUCGACACCGAGAAACACGAACGAAAAGUCCACGAAGAAGAGAUCACCAAGAAACAAGAAACGCAGCGUCGCGAGAAAGAAGCACGCGGAGAAAAGCUGGAUGAUGAGACGGCUGCUCACAAGAAUCGGGAGAUCCCCAAGGGGAAGACUAGGAUGGUCACAGAUCCGAUAACGGGUCGCGACAUUGAGGUGGAGGAUCAGGAUGAGGAUUCGAUGGAUACGGUUAAAAAUCCAACCUUGGCGAUUCCGAAUGCCAACAUUGGCAAAGAAACGAGCGUCAAAACUGACGCGAACCAAAGCUACGAAGAAUACAAAGAAGCACAAGAUGUCACGGCCCCUCCAGAUCCCGUCGCUGAAGGAACAACAUCCGACGUCCCCAUUCGAGGCGAGAGAACAAAUGUCCUCUUUCAUCCUACCCCGGCGAUUUCGUUUAAGCCCAUGUUCGAGCACCUGGAAAAGCGCGCGACAGGAAUGUGCUUGGGGUUUACACUGGGAAUCUUAUUUGUCGGGAGAAUGUUUGGUGCUUCCCUGUGGGGAUUGGUGCCAUUGGCUGCUUGCAUCACAUCAGCCGUAUGGUUGUGGAUGAAGGAGGUCAUUCGAAGUGGCCGGGAAUUAGAAUGGAGCAGUGAGCAGCUCCGAGGACAGACGGCUACGGCAAAUCUCCUUCCCGAAUCGGUCGAGUGGAUGAACAGUUUCCUUGGUGUCUUUUGGGGACUUGUUAACCCAGAGAUGCUGUCCCCAGUUGGAGAUACGAUUGAGGAUAUUAUGCAGGCGUCGUCACCGGGCGUGAUUGAAAACGUACGCAUCGCCGAGAUCGAUCAAGGAAGUAACCCCCUACGAAUCCUGAGCAUGCGCGCUCUGCCGGACGACCACGUUGAGAACCUCAAAGAGAAUAUUCACGAGGAGAACAAGAAAAAAGACCCACAAGAAGCUGCCGCUGCUGAAGAGGGUGGCAGCUACUACAACCUCGAAGCAUCGUUUGCUUACCACGCGAAACCGAGUACUCAAUCCGCUUCAUCCAAAGCGCGUAACAUGCACAUGCAACUCGUCUUCUACCUGGGAAGCCGGGGUCUCUUUGGCGUACCGUUCCCUGUUUUCGUGGAAUUAAUUGAGAUGGUUGGGACUGUACGCUUGCGGUUUCAGAUGAUGCCCGAGGCUCCGUUCAUGAAAGAUGUGACCUUCAGUUUAGUGGGAAUUCCCCAUGUUAGGGCUGGCUGUAUGCCCAUGGUCCGCGGCGGUGUCAACAUCUUGAACCUUCCCUUGAUCUCCAACUUCGUCAACUAUGCCAUUGGCACCGCUUGUAGUAUGUUUGCCGCUCCCAAGUCGAUGACGAUGGACCUGGGUAUGAUGUUGAAGGGUGACGAUGUUGUCAAAGAGACUCAAGCUUUGGGUAUCAUGUGGGUUCGCAUCCACCGUGCUGUUGGGCUGAGCAAGCAGGAUACCCGUGGCAGCGAGGGUGGAGGCAGCGACCCCUACAUCAACCUGUCUUUCUCCAAAUAUGGAAAACCUAUGUACUGUACGCGUGUGAUCACAGAUGAUCUCAAUCCUAUUUGGGAGGAAACUGCUGCGCUUCUUGUCACCCCGGAGCUGAUCAAGGCUGAUGAGAGCCUAAGUGUCGAACUCUGGGAUUCUGACCGCACCACUGCCGACGACAUCGUUGGCAAGGUCGAACUCCCAAUUCGUGAAAUGCUCCAGCACCCGGCUCGGAUGUAUCCCCAAGUAUCCAAGCUUCAGGGCCUGAGCGAAGGCAGUGAAAUGCCGGGUGAACUGCACUGGGAAGUUGGAUUCUUUGGCAAGCCUAGAUUAAGGCCUGAAUUGAUCACCGAUGGCAAGAAGAAGGACCUGCCGGAUAACAUGCAAGGUAUCCCGGAAUUCCAAGAUGAGAAGGGUGUUAUUAGCAACGAAGAAGAAGAUGCGAUCGUCCGCACGCCCCCGGAUCCUCUCUGGCCCAGUGGCAUACUGAGUAUCAUUGUCCACCAGAUAGUGAAUCUGCAACUGGUCGAUAUCAAAGGUAGCCAUGGGAAUCGAAAAGGAAGAGAGUAUGAACCGGCUAGGAAGUACGGUGAGAAUACUGAAGAACAGGGUGGUGAGUUGCCAACUAGCUACUGCAAGAUCAUUCUCAAUGACCAAUUGGUAUACCGCACUCGAGCGAAAGCUGUGAGCUCCAAGCCGAUUUUCAAUGCCGGAACCGAGCGGUUCGUUCGCGACUGGAGAUCUGCCGUAGUCACUGUGACUGUUCGCGACCAGCGGUAUCGCGAGCACGAUCCAAUCCUAGGCGUAGUGCCCUUGAAGCUUACCGACAUCCUGCAGAACAGCUCACAGUCUACACGAUGGUACCCACUUGACGGCGGAGUCGGGUUCGGCCGCAUCCGCAUCUCCCUCCUACUCCGCCAUGUCGAGACCAAGCUACCUCCACAGAUGCUGGGCUGGGAUGUUGGAACAUUCGAGUUCACCUCGAAAAAGCUCAUCGCGGAAGGUUUCAACCACUACUGCAAGAUCAAGCUCCGCACGGGAGGUAGUAGUGGAAAGCUCCCACGUCACGGAUGCCACCUCGAAAACAGUAGUGCUACUUUCGACCUCACUAGCAAAACAGCACAGAGACACCGGCUCCGUCUCCCUGUGAAGCACCGCUACCGCAGCCCUGUGGUUUUCGAGCUCCACACGCAGGGCAAACACCACGCAGCUGGCUUCGCGGUCUUCUGGCUCCAACACCUCAUCGACAACGAAGACACUCCUAUGGACAUCCCCAUCUGGUCGACAAAGAAAGGUGCCCGUCUGACACAGAACUAUAUCACGGAGACAAACUGGAAAGCAAAGAAGGUACCUGGUCUUGAAGACCUGACUGAAAUUGGCCGCCUCAAGUUCAGCGGCCACUUCAGCCCAGGCAUUGACGAAUCCCACGAGCAAUUCGUCGUCGAUAACAACACUCGUGAGACCUAUGAGUCAUGGGAAGCUUGCGUUGCUGAAGGUGUGCGCACAGGCAACGUCAUCGCCGAAGUCCCUGAGGAAGUAGAGCAGCUGCAUGAGCGAUCCCUCUUGGAUGGGCGCGACGUGCUCAAGCACGCAGAUCCAAAGGAGCGCAAGCGCUGGAUUGACAAGCAAGGUAUUGACUGGAGUGGUGCUUUCGGUGAUGAUCCCCGUGCUUACACGGACCAUAAAGGACGGAAGGUCGCUGAACCAGGACGUGAUAAGCCACCUCAUGACCCUGUUGUCCCGCCACCAGUCGAGGCACAAGCACCAGGGACCAACAAGUUCGAGGAGAGCGAGGAAACCCAGGAAAAACAGCCACGAGAGUCUGGUGAGGCCCAGACGUAUAAUCAGGGACACAGCGGCGAGCAUGAUGAAGACUCCGAGUCCCAAUCGUCGACAGAAACCGAAGACGCCCCUACAACCAUAAGCACCACAACUAACGGUACCAGCAACGCCAGCAGCAACUCCAAUGGCAACAAAGCCGAUAAAGCAACCAAGAAGGCGAAUAAACGUACAGACGAACGUCAACAACGCGGUCUGAUGCAGUGGAAGCCGGCAAGGAAUGUGGCGUUUGCAAAGGAUGAGGCGAAGUAUGCGCUGAGAAAGGUUGGGAAGAAAUUUACGGGGGAUUUGGCAGGAAGGGAGCCGGAUGUUGAGACAGAGACGUAG
Aspergillus ruber CBS 135680 is the source of this 3744-nucleotide messenger RNA. Its product is annotated as C2 domain protein. Lineage: Eukaryota; Fungi; Ascomycota; Eurotiomycetes; Eurotiales; Aspergillaceae. Gene Ontology annotation, molecular function: lipid binding. The coding region runs from base 1 to 3744 and encodes 1247 amino acids. The transcript has 5 exons. The record is from RefSeq and is a predicted model, not a curated record.